UUAAUUCUUGGAAAGUGACAAGAUUUUUUUUCCAGCUCUAGAAGUGAGACUGGAAGAUUUCAGCUAUUGCUGGUUAUUUGCAUGCUAAAAAGAUUGAUAUGAUCACAAGUCUAUACAUUACUGAUUUCUAAUGAGACUUUUUCUGCAGCUACAAGAAGAAAAUGCCAGACUAAGAAGCAAGAUUAACCAGCUUCUCUUCCUCUCUGAAACUCAGGCAGCCAAGGUAAGGACGCUUGAAAGAAAACUAGAAGAGAACAGGAUUAAAGAGCAAAAAGAGGCCCGGGAUCUAGAAGCAAUGGUGCAGCAUGUAGAACAGAAUCUCCAGUUGAUGACAAAACGGGCUGUGAAAGCAGAAAAUAAUGUUGUAAAACUGAAACAGGAAAAUGCAUUACUUCAGAUGAAGAAUUACAAGACAGAGAAUGAAGUCUUGAAGACUGGCCAGUCUGCUAGUUUGUCUGUAGUGAAACAAAAUGCAGCUGUUGCCUUACAGAAUCUCCUCAGCGUAAUUACAAAUUCACGCUCUUCAAUAAAGCAGUUGGUCUCUGGAGCAGAAUCAUUGCAGGUUGUUGCUGAACUCCUUAAAUCAAUAGACAGGAUUUCUGAAAUUUCAGAUGAUGGAUCAUGAAAGAACCACUAAAGGAAUGCUACCCCAAGAGUUCUAGAGUUGUUUACAUAUAGAAAUCACUAUUUUUAAAGAUUGUUUACUUUAAUAUUUAAAAAAAAGUAGUGUCUUUAAAAUAUGCAAGCUUUACCCUUAAUGUUUUUAUUGUGGGAGAAUUGUUAUGCAGUGGUGCAGUAUUAGUCUUCUUUACCUUGUAUCGACAGUACAAUGGCAGCAACUGGGUCUCUGAAACCUGAUCCAGCACAGCAUAUACACUGUGUUUUGCUGGAUUGGAACCUCAAAACCCAGCUAUUAUUCUUUGUGCAUGUGUCUCCCAUUAAAAUGAACUGGAGCCCUUGAUUCAAAACACUGUGCUCACUGCCUUUUUUCCUCAUUCCCUCUAGUAGUACUGUGUCAAAGUAUUUUAUAAAUGGUGGGAGCAAAUAAAUCUUUUUUGUAGGUAUUUUUUAGUGCCACGAAGGAUGAGGUAGAGAAAAUAUUUUAUGAACACUUGUAUAAUUAAAUAUGAAAGAGACAAUACAAUAAAUAAUACCUUAACUGUUUCAGUACUUCCUAAAUAUAUUACAAAUGCUUUUUAAUUGUGAUGUUUUUUAACCACACUUUAAAAAAGAAAAGAAAUUAAACUGCAAAUACUGUG
Molecule: messenger RNA, 1259 nt
Organism: Pelodiscus sinensis (Chinese soft-shelled turtle)
Lineage: Eukaryota; Metazoa; Chordata; Testudines; Trionychidae
Source: RefSeq, a predicted model, not a curated record